AUGGACAUGACCUCCCUCCCCAAACCCAUAACACUCUCACCAACAGUCCACGCCUACGAUCCUCUCACCCCCGAAACCACCACCAGCAACAACGCACCGCAAACAAUAAUCCUCGCCUACUGGAUGAACGCCCCCCAGCGCGCCCUCACAAAAUACACCACCCAGUACCGCACCCUCUACCCCAGCGCCCGCAUCCUCACUCUCCAAAGCAGCACGGGUGACUUUAUGCGCCUCCCUUCACUCUUCACCUUCACCAGCACUACAAACGACAACAAGAGGACUAAUAGUGCUCAACCCGCUCUCGACUACAUCCUUCUCCACCACCCACCCGGCACCCCCAAAGAGAAUGAGAGAAUCCACAUUCACCUCUUCUCCAACGGCGGCGUCCACACAACCACAACCCUCCUCUCGACCUACAAGUCCACCACAGGCCACACCCUCCCCCUCACCUCCCUGCUCAUUGACAGCGCACCGGGGAAGCCCUCAUUGAUCGGUGCGUUCCGCGCCUUCUCGUUCAUUCUUCCUAAGAAUGUUCUUCUGAAGUGGGUGGGGAAGGUUCUGCUGGGAUGUAUGUUGCUGUUGAUGUUUGGGAUGAGGUGGGUGGUUGGUAGUGAAGAUGAGGUGAGUAAGGGGAGACGAAUGCUGAAUGAUAGGAGUGUUGUGGGGGAAAGUGUGCGACGGUGUUAUGUUUAUUCCGAGGGGGAUGGGUUAGUGGAUUGGAGGGAUGUGGAGGAGCAUGCUGUGGAGGCGGAGGGGGUAUUUGGUGGUGGUGGUGGUGCGGUGAGGAAGGAGAAGUGGGGGAGGGGUAGUGGGCAUGUUGAGCAUAUGAGGGUGGAUGGGGGGAGGUAUUGGAAGGUUGUUGGGGAGGUUGUGGAGGGGAGAUCAUAA
Molecule: messenger RNA, 888 nt
Organism: Aspergillus niger
Lineage: Eukaryota; Fungi; Ascomycota; Eurotiomycetes; Eurotiales; Aspergillaceae
Exons: 1
Coding region: 1-888 (295 amino acids)
Source: RefSeq, a predicted model, not a curated record